This is a messenger RNA of Cylindrotheca closterium, 957 nucleotides long. The record is from the annotation of a GenBank genome assembly. NCBI's taxonomy places the organism in Eukaryota, Bacillariophyta, Bacillariophyceae, Bacillariales, Bacillariaceae.
AUGAUUGCUGCGGGAUACCGCAUUACCAUGGAUACUGAUUUUGACAAUGCCUUUGUUGUGCAUUGCGAUGGAGACAGACAGAUGCGAUUUGUGAAUCGUAAGGGUGUGUAUGUGUUGGAGCAACUUGGAGCGAAUGUUAAACCAGGUGCCAAAGAGACAAGUGCGAUGUAUUGCCAGUUAAGCAACGUAAAUAAACAACCCCAUUUCGAACUUUCUUCAAAACAGAAUGGAUAUGCUGGACUUGGGAUGACUGCGAAGAUGGCAACAGUUCAAAAGAACAAGGAAGGAUUCACUCCAAGACAAGUCAAGGCUGCGAUGGAAGCGAGAAGUGCGAUGCACAUACUCAAUGCUCCAAGCACCAAAAGUCUGAAGUAUGUGAUCCGAUCUGGUCUCAUCAAGAACUGUCCUAUCACUGAAGAAGCGAUCAAUCAUGCCGAAGCAAUCUUUGGACCUGACGCCUCUACAUUGAAAGGCAAGUCAACACAACCAACUUUGAAGAAGACGUAUGACGACUUCUUCAGUCCACCAGAGGAACUGUAUCAGCACAAUCGAUCUAUUACCGUCUGUAUUGAUCACAUGGAGAUCGAGAAUGCUAAGUUUCUCACCACACAAGAACAUGAGAUCUACGAUACCACCAAAAUCUCCCCCAGCUUCCACAUAACACCCAUGAUCUCAGCGCAAGGCACGAUACUAGCAAUCGCAACCAACGACGCAGAGGUAACAUCACCGGUCCGAACGAUCAGACGUUGGGAAGCCCUCAGCCUGUUUGGUUUAACAAAAGAGGACAGCAGAAAACUGUUGUUUGAGGAGAAACUCAGUUGGAGAGAGACAAAAGAGACAAUAAAGAGCAUGGCACCACAACAGGUGUGGCAGCAAGUGUUCACCUACAGCAUGUGCAAAAACAUUCAGCGACAACACCCAAUAAUAAUAAUAAUAACUGAAACAUUAAUCGAUUAA